UAAAUCAUGGGCCUUGCCAGAUGUCCACAACGCAAAGUAUCAACUUUAUUUUGUUUUAAACAUCAUGUUAAUGUUUGUGAAUCAUGUCUUGUUAAUGAACAUUCACAAUGUAUUGUACGUUCUUAUAUAUCAUGGUUACAAGAUAAUGAUUAUAAUCCAAAUUGCACUUUAUGUCAACGUUCAUUAAGUGACACAGGUGAAGAAACGAUACGGCUUAUUUGUUAUGAUUUAUUUCAUUGGUCAUGUCUUGAUGAAUAUUUUCGUUCGUUACCAUCACAUACAGCACCUGACGGUUAUACAUGUCCAACAUGUCAUACAUGUAUUUUUCCAUCAUCAAAUCUUGUUUCACCUGUUGCUGAUCGUCUUAAAGAAAAAUUAGCUACUGUUAAUUGGGCAACACGAUUACCUGUUUUAUCCUCUAAUGAAUCAAUUAUACAACAAGAAAAACAACAAUCAUUAACUGAAACAGAAAACAAUGGAUAUGUUAUUGUUAAUUCAACUAUAAGUGGAAAUAGUAUACAAGGAGGAGCAAGUGGAUUAUCACAUCUUCCAAAUCGAACAACUGAUACAACACAACAAUCAACAAUGUUAACAAUGAAAGUAUGUUUAUUUAACUGUUUUAUAAGAUAAAAUAAAAAUGUUAAUAAUCAAAAACAAACGUAACUUUCUAUUUUUAGAUUAAAAAGUCAUUUGUUAAUUUGUACCUCGAACGAAAAACAAAUCUAUUUCUCGAUUGUCUUUUUUGUAAUAAGAAAACAAAAUUUUUUUUUAUUCUGAAAGACAAGCUGUUGCAUAUCAAUGCCAUAAAUUAUACAAAAAGUUAUUUUCUAUAGUUUAAAGUAGCAAUGAAUGCUUGUAACUAGAGAGUAGCCGUAUUUAUAAGCUAGAUAUUUUUCUUAGUACAGACAAUGCACUGUAUUUUUGUAAUUGAUAUGAAAAAUAAUAAAAUUUCCAUGAGUACUUUGUAUUUAAUCAGAAGUUAUUCAUCAAAAAGUUGUCUUCUGGUUUUUGGCGGCUAGGUUUUCCUUUUCAAGAAAGUAAAAAGAUGAUCUUAAGGAUUUCGUGAAGAUUGAGAAACAAAUUACAACUAAGAGCGACUUUAAACCAUACCUAGACAAUGAUGAACUAUACGUAU
Molecule: messenger RNA, 1135 nt
Organism: Rotaria sp. Silwood2
Lineage: Eukaryota; Metazoa; Rotifera; Eurotatoria; Philodinida; Philodinidae
Source: the annotation of a GenBank genome assembly